This is a messenger RNA of Porites lobata, 737 nucleotides long. Lineage: Eukaryota; Metazoa; Cnidaria; Anthozoa; Scleractinia; Poritidae. The record is from the annotation of a GenBank genome assembly.
CGUAGGUGUCAAAAAUAGAACUGGUUUUUAAAAAUUGCUGAAAAAGCAAGGCCAGCAAACUUUACGUCUAGUCGAUUCAUAACUUUUUGAACAAUUUGCCUAAAGUUGAACUUCUUCAGUGAAAACAGGGGUAUCGGGAUCGAAAUGGUCGUGGUAAAAGAUUCAAUAGUGGAAACAUGGCGCAAGAUUAUACAAAACACUCCUGGGAGGAAAGACAAAUCAUGGGUCGUGUUUCGCCACGGCACUUGUGUGAUUCUCAUGAACGGUGCUGCUAGCAAGGAAGAUGCAACAACGAAAGCUACUCAGAUCAUCGCAGAAUAUGGCCCAGUUCAUGCCGGAACUCCCGCUGGAGAUUUUAACGUCACCCAAAACCCAGCAGUGGAAGGAAUCAUCGUAACGUGCUGGCACGAUGAUGUUUUGAAUUUUGUUGGCAAGGAUGAAGAUGGAGGUAAUCCCUUUGUAAAUGCUUUGGUUGGGAGAAGCAAACGAGAUCAAGAUGGAAGAAGUCCUCAAGUCUUGCACGUGGAAUAUAAUGGUUGAACCUAGCUAGGUUGUAAACACCUGUACAAGUCGAUCUCCGAUCUUAAAAUUGAUGAAGAAUUUUAAUGUUUCGAAAAGGAUUUCUAUAUAAUUCCCAUAAAUAUAUUCUUUGAACAUUUCGAACUGACUGCUCCGUUUUCUUUAUUUUAUUUUAUUUUAUUAUUUUUUUUAAUUACUUUGCUUUGGCCUGAAUGGAA